Molecule: messenger RNA, 5016 nt
Organism: Venturia canescens
Lineage: Eukaryota; Metazoa; Arthropoda; Insecta; Hymenoptera; Ichneumonidae
Product: trehalase-like
Exons: 7
Coding region: 1196-3205 (669 amino acids)
Biological process (GO): trehalose catabolic process
Molecular function (GO): alpha,alpha-trehalase activity
Source: RefSeq, a predicted model, not a curated record
UUGGUGCUCUCGUUAAACGCGACAUCGCAGAGAAUCUGAAAUAAAAAUUAUCGGAAAAAUAUGAAUUUCUAAAGCUCGUAGAAAGGCUCGAAUUUUCCUUCGGUUCGUCGAAUAAAUGGGCCGAUAAAUUGGAACCGCCGAAUCAUAAUUUCUCGCUUUUUGGGCCUGAAAAAUGGUGUUUUAAUGUCCGAACGAUUAGGAAAUUUUGAGACUCCGUGAGUGACGAAUUAAGCGACUUUUCUCACGAAGAAGGCCGUCGAAAAUCGAAGAUAAACUUGGGCAGUGAGAUGAAACGAAUUGCGGGAGCAAUUCAUAAAUAAAAUCAGUGACGUUAAGUGGAAACUCGAGACGGUUAGUUACGCAUGUUCCUCUCUGAAAAAUCGAUUAAACACGUCGUAAGUUCCGCGAGUAGGUAACGCACACGACGUUGAAUGAAUGAGCGAGUGAUUUAUUAACUCAGUCGCGAGUGCACACGGUUCAAAAAACGGCACGUUCAUUGCGCUCGUCGUCGAUUGGCGGACGAACUUUUAACGGGAGUGCCACGGCGAAGGACCCUCGCUAAUCGGUGCGAUUAAACAUCCGGCCGGAAGUGACGUCACGGCUGUCUAGAGAUGUUGAGGCGAUAUUAUUGGAGCUGAAAGGAUCGAGCGGAUCGAACAAAUCGACGGACCUUCAGGCGAAAGCGAUCACGAAACAGUAAGCAGGAAUCUCAGGCUCACUCAUCAUAAAAGAAAUUCAAAACAAAAAAGCUUCAUCGCGCGUCCCGCAAAACUCAAAAAUCACAUCAAAUCUCGCUCUUGAAUCCGCCCUCUCUCUCUCUCUCUCUCUUCCCUGCCCCGCGAGUAGGAUCGCACGUCCUCGAUCGUCGUUCGGAAAUCACGUAAUUUCAUCGUCAUCAGACUCGCACUAACGAUCGGAAACGAGGCGUCAGCGAUUCGUGCGCGGAAGCAGAGCAAUUACGGAGAGAAACUAUUAAUGCGUAGAAGAAAAUAAAAACAAAGAGAGAGAGAGGGAGUACAGUGGAUUGUCGAGAGUGAAAAAAAAUCUGGCGAAGAGAAGGAAGAAUUGUCAGAGUUUCUCAUCGAGCCGUGAGCGAGAGAGAGGAGGAGAAAUUUGCUGACAAAGAGGCUUGAAUUUUCGCGAGGAAAGUAUUUUCUCCAAAUUCGUGAGUAUCAGGCCAAAGCUAGAACGAAUAAUGGCGGUUCCGGGGAGGAGAAAAACCUCGAUGAACUUUGCCCAGAUUGUCAUUGCUCUGGUCACCAUUCAACGAUCCUUCCUCGAAGUUGUUGCCGCGGAGAAUGAAAACUACGAAGCGAGACCGCCGCCCUGUUUCAGCGACAUAUACUGCUACGGCGAGCUGCUCAAGACGGUGCAACUGGGCGCAAUUUAUGACGACUCGAAGCACUUCGUUGACAUGAAAAUGAGGAAACCGGCGAGCGAGAUCCUCGAGUCGUUCCGUCACUUCAUGAACGAGACGGACAACAAUCCGUCGAAGAAUCAGACGAGAAAAUUCGUUGAGGCGAAUUUCGAAGAACCGGGCUCCGAGUUCGAGGACUGGAUCCCGAUGGACUGGCGCAAGGAGCCCAAAUUUUUGCGCGGCAUAAAGGACCAGGAGCUGCGAAAAUUCGCCUCCGAUCUCAACGACAUUUGGAAAUUUUUGGGCAGAAAAAUGACCGAUCACGUGAAACUCAAUCCGGAAUUGUACUCGAUUAUUUACGUGCCGAACCCGGUGAUCGUACCCGGAGGAAGAUUCCGCGAGUUUUAUUACUGGGACUCGUACUGGAUCAUCAAAGGUCUCUUGCUCUCGGAAAUGUACACGACGGUGCGCGGGAUGCUCUCGAAUUUCGUCAGCAUCGUCGAUCGCCUCGGCUUCAUCCCGAACGGCGGCAGAGUUUAUUACGAGAUGAGAUCCCAGCCCCCGAUGCUCAUCCCGAUGGUCCACGAGUACCUCAAAGCGACGAGCGACUGGAAAUGGCUCGAGGAAAAUCUGUGGCUGCUGGAGAAAGAAUUCGAUUUUUGGAUGGUCAACCGCACCGUCACCAUCGAAAAAGACGGAAAGCUGUUCGUCCUGGCGAGAUACUACGAAAAAUCGAAAGGCCCCAGACCGGAAUCUUACAAAGAAGACGUCCACUCGGCUACAAUAUUUCGAACCCAGGAGGCCAAGGAAGAACAUUACUCGGAGCUCAAGACUGCCGCUGAAACUGGAUGGGACUUUUCGACCAGAUGGUUCAUUCACGAUGGAACGAAACAAGGAAAUUUGACCCACACGAAGGCCCAUUACAUCGUGCCGGUUGAGCUAAACUCAAUAAUUUAUCGAAACGCCGUGCUCCUCGCCGAGUACAACGAGAGAAUGGGAAACAUGACAAAAGUGCAGAAAUAUCGGAGCAUCGCCGAGGCAUGGAAAGUGGCUGUCGAGGCGAUAUUGUGGCACGAGGAAGUCGGGGCAUGGUUGGAUUACGAUCUUCUCAACGAAGUCAAAAGGGAUUACUUUUUCCCGACGAAUGUCGUGCCCCUGUGGACCAACUGCUACGACGUCACCAAGCGAGAAGACUUCGUCGCCAAAGUGAUGAAGUAUCUUGAGAAAAAUCGGGUUGAAGAUUAUCUCGGUGGCAUUCCAACGACCUUGGAACGUUCCGGUGAACAGUGGGAUUAUCCAAACGCUUGGCCGCCUCUCCAAUACUUCGUUAUCAUGGCGUUGGACAUGACCGGCGAUGCUUGGGCCCAGAAGUAUGCUUACGAGCUCAGCCAACGAUGGGUUCGCAGUAAUUACAAAGCUUUCAACGAGUCUACCUACAUGUACGAAAAGUACGACGCGACACAAUUCGGGGUCGGAGGAGACGGGGGCGAGUACGCGGUGCAAACGGGCUUCGGUUGGACGAACGGUCUCGUGAUGGAUCUUAUCAACAAAUACGGACAAAGGUUGACGGCCUACGAUCACUUCACGCCGAACGACGUCGUCAAGUUGGCCUCCCAGCACGGAUCAUCUGCCACCAUUUCGACCGCUGGUCAACUGCUCACCGGCAUACUCGCGAUAAUCAUUUCCCUAGCUGCAGGAUUCAUCGGAAUGGUAAUGUACAAACGACGGCACUACUACGCACCCGGGCCGUCGACGAUGCCAAACAAUCGAAGAGUCGGUACACCGUCGGGAAACCUUUAUCGAAAACGCAUCGCUUACACCGAGCUCAAGGACAUGAGCAACGAUUGACGAAGUUCGUGCGAUCCCACUCAAAGGAAAGUUCAACUCAAAUAACUCAAGGUCAAGCGUGUCAUCGCGUCACUUUCUUCCUCGCGAAUAAGUGGGAGGAAUUUCGUUUAAGGGAAUCGCCCUCAUCGCGCCGAGAUCGAGGGACAACAGGAUUCUCUUCCAAUGCAGAAUAUUCGUCGGGAUAACCUUUUCGAGCAAAGUGUGCGCGUAGGUUUAAGUCGAUUUUAUUGGCGGGGAGGAAAGGACCAUUUUAAACUGAAUUCUCAUCGUUUCAUUCAUUUUCAUGUGAAACAAAUCUCAAUCAAUCAUUCACUCGUGAAUUCUUCAUUCUUUUGACAAUUUUAUCUCUCGAUUUUUCUCACUUUUCUUUUCGUUUAUCACCAUAUGAUCCUACCUCCCUGUCGCGAUCCCGAAUUUGUACAUUUUUAACCCGAAAAAGUGUUGCUCUCGGCGACAUUUUUAUUCAUCGUUAAAUCGCGAUUGUCGACUAAGCUUUCUAGCAGGAUUUUAACGGUGUUGUUUCCUAAUAGAAUAUUUUGCGCUCGAGCCAAUGAGAUCACAUCGUCAUUAUAAUUUAUUAAUCUCGUUAAAAUGAUAUUCUUAGUAGCAUAAAUGUGAAGCGCAUCGUUCAGAAUUCGUUCAACGAUCAUUGUAAAUAUUAUCAAAUACAGUGAAACGCACAUUUCCGAAAUCACAAUUUUCGAAAAUCAAAAUCAUCGGAGAAAUUCCGUCUCUUUCCUAUUUCGAUGACAAAAAAAUAACGAAUAAAAGUCAGCACGAGCUCUGCCGCACACUUUUCGAGCGUUUCUUUUAUUUUUUUACAUUUUCAAAAUGUCUCAAGAAACCGAUUUUUUCUUCUGGAGAUUUUUUACAUCCCGAUAAACGAAUGUAAAUAAAAUCGGUUUCGACGACGGACGGAAGAAUUCACGAAUUUUGAACGAGACUUUCCAGUUUCUCGUGGUAUCAAGUCCGGAGAGAGCGAGAAAUUUGUAAAUAUUCUCCGCUAGAAAAAAUGAAGAAUAAAUCGGCGGAUGCGAGAUCGGGACACCGAACCUGUUACGACGACGACGACUCGCCUGGAUCGAUGAAUCGUUGCUAAAACAUAGUUUAGAUAAUAUUUAAUAUUGAGGAAUGAAGAAAUGUAUUUUUGACGAAUAUUUUUAAUAAUUCAGAACCGUGAAUCAUCGACGUAACAUCGCUUACAUGUUUAUUAUGGAAUUUAGACAUAUUUUAUAAGUGUACAUAAAUAUUACGGAUGUUUGUAAAUAAUCGAAUGGACUUAGUGCGUUAUAAAUAGUUGAAGUUUAAUAAUUCGUACAAAAAUGGAACUUCGAUCAUUUUUUUUGACACUCGAUCGAGUUUGCACGAAGUGAUAAUCGCUCCGACGCGAUGCGUCAAGAUGAUUUAAUGAAAUUAUAGUGUUUAUUGUUUCUCGGUCGUUAUUAUGACGAAACGGACACACGCCACCACUUUUUGCGCGUCCGUUGACUGAAAUACAACUUGAAAAGGAGAACGCUCGCUAUAGAGAUCAUGGAAGUGAUUGGCGUUAAACUAAUCAUCAAGAAAAACUUUUCUUGCCCCGCAACAUUGAAGCGAUUGAGUAUUAUUUUAAGUAGAAAAAUAAAAUAAAUCAAUAUUUGUUUCAAGGCCUUGCGAACGAAGGAAUUUUUUAACGAAUGCGAGUACCGAGUUCUCGUUACGAUGUGUGAUUGGAUAAAAAGAGAGAUGAACGGAAAUGGUGUAAAGUUUAGCAAAUGUGUAUUUCCGAUGUGAAGAAUAUUGUAAUAAAAUUUAGACAAAAUUCAACGAAA